Molecule: messenger RNA, 285 nt
Organism: Staurois parvus
Lineage: Eukaryota; Metazoa; Chordata; Amphibia; Anura; Ranidae
Source: the annotation of a GenBank genome assembly
CAGCUGUGUCCAAUCAAAGCUGUUCACAUCACUGAUGAUCAGUGUGUCCUGAUAAUCUGUGUAGCCCCAGCAGCGCAACCUGUCAGUGUCCAUCAGUUCCAGCUGUCAGUGCUCAUCCAUGCCACCUGCCAUUGCCCAUCAGUGCCACAUUUCAGUGCCACAUCAAUGCCACAUAUCAGUGCCCAUCUGAGCUUCCUUUCAGUGCCACCUAUCAAUGGCAGUCAGUGCCACCUAUCAGUGCUGCCAAUCAGUGCCACCUAUCAGUGCCAGCCAGUGCCGCCUAUC